UGCUUCUUCUUACUUUUGUUAUCAACAAUUAUUAAAUGUGUUAAAUUGCAAGCUGAUUUAAACAGAAUUCACCGUUAUGGGCCGUCUCAUACUAGAACACACAUUGCAGGGUCAUAAGGGACGCAUUUGGGGCGUGGCAUGGCAUCCGAAGGGCAACACUUUUGCUUCCUGUGGCGAAGACAAAGCCAUACGCAUAUGGAGCCUCUCGGGGAACAGCUGGAGCACCAAGACCAUUUUAUCGGAUGGACACAAGCGCACCAUACGGGAGAUACGCUGGUCACCAUGUGGACAAUACCUAGCUUCGGCCAGUUUUGAUGCCACCACAGCAAUUUGGUCGAAAUCCUCGGGAGAAUUUGAAUGUAAUGCCACCCUGGAAGGCCAUGAGAAUGAGGUGAAGAGUGUGAGUUGGUCAAAGUCAGGCGGAUUACUAGCCACCUGCUCACGCGACAAAUCGGUAUGGAUUUGGGAAGUCGCUGGUGACGAUGAAUUCGAAUGCGCCGCAGUUCUUAAUCCGCACACCCAAGAUGUGAAGCGAGUUGUCUGGCAUCCAACAAAAGAAAUCCUGGCCUCAGCCUCGUAUGAUAAUACGAUCAAAAUGUUUGCAGAGAGUGCCUUGGAUAGUGAUUGGGAUUGCACGGCCACAUUGUCCUCUCAUACGAGCACUGUUUGGAGUAUUGAUUUCGAUGCGGAUGGUGAGAGGCUGGUCUCGUGCAGCGACGAUACAACACUGAAGAUAUGGCGGGCUUAUCAUCCGGGUAACGAUGCUGGUGUGGCUACUCCCGAUAAACAGACUGUGUGGAAAUGUGUGUGUACCUUGUCCGGCCAGCAUUCCCGGGCCAUCUAUGAUGUCUCUUGGUGCAAAUUAACGGGUCUAAUAGCAACUGCUUGUGGCGAUGAUGGCAUUCGCAUAUUUAAGGAAAGCAGUGACUCCAAACGUGAUGAGCCCACAUUCGAGCAAGUAACCGCCGAAGAAAGUGCCCACGAGCAGGACGUGAAUUCUGUGGAAUGGAAUCCAGUGAUGGCUGGCCAACUGAUUUCUUGUAGUGAUGAUGGAACAAUCAAAAUUUGGAAAAUGCUGGACUAACAUUGUGUACUUAGACAUUAAAUUUAAAAUAAAUGUUUUAUUUUGUAUUCCCUAA
Molecule: messenger RNA, 1139 nt
Organism: Drosophila willistoni
Lineage: Eukaryota; Metazoa; Arthropoda; Insecta; Diptera; Drosophilidae
Gene: Ciao1
Product: probable cytosolic iron-sulfur protein assembly protein Ciao1
Exons: 1
Coding region: 77-1084 (335 amino acids)
Biological process (GO): iron-sulfur cluster assembly
Cellular component (GO): cytosolic [4Fe-4S] assembly targeting complex
Molecular function (GO): protein binding
Source: RefSeq, a predicted model, not a curated record